Drosophila arizonae is the source of this 1823-nucleotide messenger RNA. It is a transcript of the gene pippin, whose product is annotated as solute carrier family member pippin. The record is from RefSeq and is a predicted model, not a curated record. Gene Ontology annotation, cellular component: membrane. Gene Ontology annotation, molecular function: sugar transmembrane transporter activity. Gene Ontology annotation, biological process: transmembrane transport; carbohydrate transport. Lineage: Eukaryota; Metazoa; Arthropoda; Insecta; Diptera; Drosophilidae.
UUCUGACUAAAUUAAUUGCAAAAUGAACAACGAAAGGGAUGAGGAGUACAGCAAAAUCGUGCCGCAGAAGAUGGCAUAUCAUAUGGUGCCGGGCUCGGAGUUCCAGUGCAAAGUGCCCAUGUCGAUGUCGAUGCCGAUGCCGAUGGCGAAGCAAAAGGUGCGCAAAUUGUCGACCAUCGAUGAGCAGGACCACGAUGCGGCCAAUCGGCGAGGCAUGAUGAACCAGAUUUUAUCCACUUGCGCCGUUCUUUUGCUCUCUGCGGGAUGUGGCAUGCCCAUUGGUUACUCGGCGGUUCUGUUGCCACAGCUCAGCAUGAACUCGACGGAGGUGCCCAUAGAUGUCAGCACCGGCUCUUGGAUAGCCAGCGUACACAGCUUGGCCACGCCGUUCGGCUCGUUAAUCUCUGGACCACUGGCCGAUUACCUGGGCCGCCGCAGAACUCUGCUGGUGUCGGUAAUACCCCUGUUCCUGGGCUGGAGCACCAUGGCCAUGUCGUACUCUGUGAAGGCGCUGAUAUUUGCGCGCUUCCUCUGCGGCUUUGCGACUGGAAUUCUGGGCGGACCCGGCCAGGUGUACAUUGCCGAAACAGCAGAGCCGAAUCUGCGCAGUCUGCUCAUUGGCGCUCCGUACGUGGCCUAUUCGUGCGGCAUUCUGUUCGUCUAUUCGCUGGGCACCAUUCUGUACUGGCGCGACGUGGCCUGGUGCGCCAACAUCCUGCCGGCGCUGGCUGUCGUCUCCAUCUACUUCAUACCGGAGACGCCGGCUUGGCUGGUGCGCAAUCGCUUAGAGAAACGCGCGCUGCAGGCGCUCACCUUUCUGCGUGGCAGCGAGAUCACCGCCCAGAAGGAGUUGAACGACAUGAAGGUGCGCUUGGAGAAGGAGCGAGCCACAACCAAGACGAAUGAGAACAUCUUCAAGCUCUGCUGCCAGCGUGUGGCCAUCAAGCCGCUCUUCAUUGUGAUCGUCUUCUCGCUGCUGCAGAUGUUCUCCGGCACCUUCAUUGUGAUCUUCUACGCCAUCGACAUCAUCUCCGAGUUUGGAGCCGACUUCGAUACGAAUCAGGCGGCUAUUUGGACAGCGGCUGUGCGUGUGCUCUGCUGCAUGAUCUUCUGCGGCAUUCUGAUCUUUGUGCGCCGCCGUCUCAUCAUGGUCAUCUCGGGCAUUGGAUCGGGCGUCUUUUGCCUGGUGCUAAGUGUCUUUAUGUACAUCCGUAUGGGUCAGCCCAAGAUGCCCUACGACGUGCUCGUGGCAGGCGGUUGCCUCCUCGGCUACAUCGUCUUCAAUACAGCUCUGAUGGUAAUGCCGGGCAUCAUGAUCGGGGAGCUGUUUCCUGCUCGCAUUCGUGGACGCACAGCUGGCGGUGUAUUCGCCUCGAUGAAUGUGGCUUUAUUCAUAUUUGCCAAGGCCUUUCCGGCGCUGCAAGCGUUUCUGAAGAUGCGCGGCGUUUUCAUGGUCUUUGCCGCCUCCAGUUUCCUGCUGACAGUAUUCAUGUGCCUGUUCCAGCCGGAGACAAAGGGCCGUAGUCUGGAGCACAUCGAGGAUUACUUCAAUGGGGACAAUUGGCUCUGGCUGAAGCGUGAUCGUGGCUACAAGACGGUCAAGCUGCUGCCCCUGGAGCCGCUGGCGGAGAAUCGUCCUCUGCAGCGCAACGUAGAACAUGCCUAAGCAUAGAAUUGUUAAUUAUUAGUUUUAAUACAGGGCUCUAAGAUUCCGUAAAUUGUUAGCUAGUAUUAUGCAUAGCUUCUAAGAGCGCUGGAGUACCUCGUAGCAGUAAUCUUAGUGUCUUUCCAGUGUUCCUUAGUAACUCCUAUAAAUCACCAAA